AUGAAGUCGAAAAAAGGAAAUAAUAAUAAUAAUAAUAUAAAUAUUAAUAUUAGUAAUAAUAAUAAUAGUAUAAAUGGAAAAUUUCUAUGGCAAUUUUUCAUAUUAGUUUCCGUUUUGAUAACAUUAACGGAUGGAAUAAGAGUUUACGAGGGUACAAAUUUCGAACCUCCACAAAAAAUUAAACCGGAAAAAACGGGUUUAUCUAAAAAAUCAUUGUACAUAAGUAAAAGAAGUUGGAAUCCUUCGGAUGAUGGUUACGGUGGUAAACUCCAGGUCGGGCACGGUAAAAAUGACAAAUGGAAAAAUUUAUCGAAUGGAAAAAAAACAAACGGACAAAACGAUUUUCCGACAUUGUAUAAAAUAAUAUUCAACGAGAAAAAUUCCAGGCAAUAUGUUAAGUAUAUAAAAGAAAUUCCGAGACUCGAAGAAUAUACUUUUUGCAUGUGGUAUAAACCCCUGGAUUUAUCACACAAUCACGUUUUAUUCUCGUAUUCCAUGAACAAAAAGGAAAACCUAUUGAAAUUUUGGAUAAAUUCAAACGAUUCGACUCUACGUAUGGCUAUAAGAGAAAAUUUAGUUUAUAAAGUUCCAGGACACAUAAGGAAAAAUAAAUGGCAUCACAUUUGUCAAUCCUGGAACGGUCUCUUAGGAGAAUGGCAAAUAUUUUUAGAUGGUAAAAGAAUCGGACGUGGAAUAUUACCCAUGUACAAAGAAACUUACAUUCCAGAAAAGGGUGACGUCGUUUUGGGACAAGAAUAUAAUAUAAAUUCGGAAAAAAAUGCCGUCGUCGAAUACGAAGGUAUAACCGGUGAAAUUUUCGGUUUUAAUUUAGUCGACGAAUCCGUACCUGGAGAACAGGGAAAUUUUAUCAAUUCCCAAUAUAAACCGAAUAUCAUCAGAUCAUCCGUUUUACCAUUUAAAAAAUUACCGCUCAUGAAAAAAAAUUACCAACAGAUAAAAGCUUACAUUUCGAAAUUACCGAAUCAUCCACCGGAAAAAGUAAAAAAUGGCGACGGAAGUAGAGAAAGAGGUGAUAAUCGUCACGGAUCUAAAAGAACGAGAGAUCCUAUGGUAGGACCGAAACGUUACAGAGGACCCCCUAGACAUCGUUUUCCACCAUCCAGAAAAGUCAUCAUGUAUGGUAACAAUAGAGAAAGUAAAAAUUUAAAAAUCGAAUUGGGAAAAAACGAAACCAUCGGAAUUGAAAAUGAAAAUUUCGACGAUGUCAUCGACGGCGAAACAUCGACAGAAGAAGAAAUAAUCGUGGAAACCGCGACGGACGGUGACGUCAUCGAUAACGACGCGCGUAAAAAACAAAUCUACGAUGAAAAUUAUUCCAUACACAGUUACAGACUGGGAAAAGACGGUAAGAAAAGUACCAAUUAUGAAAUAUACGAAAGCGUCGAAGAUGAUGAGGCGAUGAAGCCGACGGAAAACGAAUCCGGACCCUUGGCUUUGGAAAGGAAAGCUCGUAAAAAUUUCGAUUUGUUCACGGCGAGAGAAGCCAACAAAGUCUACACUCUGUCGAAUGCCGUGAGAGAUUCGAAAAAGCCAAAAUAUCAUUUCGAAAUAAAUCCCUACGUGGAUGAAAGACAGAAAAAGAAUAUAAUUUUCGAUAAGGAAACACCGACGUUGACGGUGUCGACAUCUCAUGACGAAACGACAAAAAGAACGGAAAGAAAACCUUCGGAUCCGAUACCCGUUUACGAAACGGAAGUUGUUUUGCUCAGACAAAAACGAAAUCCCGGGGAUUCGGUAUUAACGGAAGGUUUCAGACAUCUUCCGGACAUUCCGGAUAGUUUCAUUAACGUAUUUAUUAAAAAUGGUUCGAAAAUGGAGAUCCAAGAAAAAAUUGAUGAAUUUUUUCCUACAAAUGUAACGGCGACGGAAAAUUCGAACGUAGUAUUUUUAUCGAAAGUAUCGACAACAGCACCAGCACCAGCAGUAGGGUCACUAUUAUCAUCAUCAACGUCGAAACCAAUAACUCGAUCUAACCCGACGGCGGCGACGGCGACGGAAAAACCAAAAGUAAUUUCCCACCAACUUUAUCAAAUCCCGGUUGCGGUUGUUCCUCUCGUACCACUUCAAACUUCGCAAAUAUUAAAUCCACCCUACCUACCCCAAACACCUCCGGUACAUUUUCAACCCAUCGCUCCCGAACACGUACCCGAAGUACCAUUCAUCAAAUUACCUCCGACUCCUUCGGAAACGGAUUUCUUCGAUGUUGAUCCCCAGCAAAAAUUAUCCGAAAGAAAUUACGGAAACCAAGAACAAGAAGAAGAAGAAGAACAAGAAGAAGGAGAAGGAGAAAUUUCGAUGGGAGGCUACGAAAUGACGACCACGAGUGCGACUCCCAUUCAAUCGGCUGGUAAAAAAUUCGACGUCACUUCCGGUACCGAAUUGAUUAUGAGAGCCUACGGUUUGUGUACGAACAAUAGGGGAUCCCCGGUAUCCGAUAGAAAUCACAUCGUUAUAUCGUGGUCGGAAACACCGAUGAGAAUUUUCGGUGGUGCCGAAGUCGUCAUUGCCAAAAACGAAUGUGGAAAUUUUUAA
Pediculus humanus corporis (human body louse) is the source of this 2553-nucleotide messenger RNA. RefSeq names its product pentraxin, putative. NCBI's taxonomy places the organism in Eukaryota, Metazoa, Arthropoda, Insecta, Psocodea, Pediculidae. Bases 1 to 2553 code for a protein of 850 amino acids. The record is from RefSeq and is a predicted model, not a curated record. The transcript is spliced from 7 exons.